Penicillium diatomitis is the source of this 1134-nucleotide messenger RNA. Its product is annotated as Saf4/Yju2 family protein. The record is from RefSeq and is a predicted model, not a curated record. Gene Ontology annotation, cellular component: post-mRNA release spliceosomal complex; U2-type spliceosomal complex. Gene Ontology annotation, biological process: mRNA splicing, via spliceosome. The transcript has 3 exons. Lineage: Eukaryota; Fungi; Ascomycota; Eurotiomycetes; Eurotiales; Aspergillaceae. Bases 1 to 1134 code for a protein of 377 amino acids.
AUGCAAGGCUUUAAUAUGGGACGUUAUGUCCCACCGGAUCAAGAAGGCAUCACAUCUGCAAACAAGUUAGCGGGCAAGCACCCCCUCGGCGCGCGCGCCCGCCACCUUCAAACGAAAGGCGCCCUCAUCGUCCGGUUCGAGAUGCCCUUUGCAGUAUGGUGUACAACAUGCAAGCCACACGAAACUAUUAUCGGUCAAGGUGUGCGCUUCAAUGCGGAAAAGAAGAAAAUCGGGAACUAUUAUUCGACUCCCAUCUUUAGUUUCCGCAUGAAACACACCGUCUGCGGCGGCUGGAUCGAAAUUCACACCGACCCAAAGAAUACAGCUUACGUAGUCGUUGAGGGUGGUCGGAAACGGGAUGUCGGUGAUGACAAGCCGGCCAUUCCAGGUGAAAUCGUGCUUAGGGGGCACUUGGAAGAUGUCAAGGAGAAGAACGAAGAUCCCUUGGCAAAAAUCGAGGGGAAGGUUGAAGACAAGCGACGAGCGCAAUCAGAGACAAGCCGGAUAUUAGAAUUACAGCAUCGACAGAGUCGUGAUUGGGAUGAUCCCUACGAAAAGUCCAAGCGCCUACGACGCACGUUUCGCGCGGAGCGGAAAGGAUUGGAAAAGUUAGAAGCCAACCGUGAAGCUUUGAAGGACAAGAUGAGUCUUGGUAUUGAACUGGUCAAUGAGACGGAAGAAGAUCGCCAAAGAGCUGGCAUGGUUGAUUUUGGCGACGACACUUCUCUGUCAGACGCCGGCCGAGCAACCCGAACGCGACCCAUGUUCGAGAAUUUCAAACCAAAAGACUCCAAAAGUGACAAAAAGCGCAUUGGAGAGCAUAACGAAUUGCUUCGCAGCGAGCUCAAGGGCAACACGCGCGCCACAGUUGAUCCUUUCCUCAAAGACUUGGCGGACUCUCAAGACAUUUGGAAGCCAGGUGUGAAGAGAAAAAGAAACUCUUCGAAAUCAGCUCCACAGCCAACCUUGCAGAGUGGGCAUGGCUCUGGAUUUAUGAGUUCAGCAGAGGACGAGGGCAUGUCAGAGUCGAAAGGACCAGAACCGGGAAAGACUACCGAGCAGGGAGCUCCACCUGCAUCGGUCACGUCGGCGCUCGUAGGCUAUGACUCCGACACCAGUUUUAAUUCUGAGUGA